AUGUCAAGUUUCGUACCUACCAAGAGUUACAAUGCUGGUUUCACUACGGAAUACAGGGCAUAUAUGAAGAGAGAUGACAAUGACAGUUCCUCAUCUUCUGCUUCCAAAACUUCUUCCAACAAAAGUGCGACAUCGUCCUGUGGUGGUGAUGGUAAAUGUAGAUACCCAUCCGAUCAUUCAUAUAGUACAACCGUUGGUGUUGCUGUAGGUGUGCCAGUUGCAGUUGUCGUUUUUCUCCUGGCAGCUAUCUUGAUUAUUGUCUACAAAAGAAAUAAGAAAGAAGCCGAAGAAGACAAUGAUCCUGAUUUCCAAGGAGAUAUAGAAUAUAUUCCACAUAUGGGUCCUAACAUGGGAAGCUUCCCUAUGAGUUCCUCUCAAUCCGGCGAUUCCUUUGAAUUGAAAGACGAUCAAUACAGAGAUACAUAUUUUAUGCCUCCUCCACAACAAAACCAAUACGCUAGAGCAACUUCCUUUGGUGGAGGUGGAAUUGAUAAUUAUGGUCACCUAGAUCCUUUCCAAGUUCCACAUGGUGUGGACUCAAACACUUUAAGAGAUUUUGCAAGAAGUGUAGAUGGUCCAUCUAUUGGUGGUUAUCACGUUGCAUCGUCAUCGAAGAAUACUAGUCAAAUAUCACUAACCAAUGAACAACCAACUAAUGUAUUCAUGAGCCAAGGUGACAUAAACAGCGUUGAACCUGGUAAGUUUGCUCAAUCGAGAGAUGCAUUAUUAAGCGGGGAAUAUGAAGAAGAAAACAAUUUCCCUUCAACAAACCAUGAUCAAUCAAUGGUUUCAAAUAUCCGUGAUAGUCCUGUAAAAAGUGUCGUUGGCGAAGCUACAAGAUUUUAUGGCGAUGACGAAAGUGGAUAUGACGUCGAAGAGUCUAAAAUUCAAGAUACAACCAUUGAAAGAUCUCAAUCAUCUCAACACGAAUUUGAUUUCGAAACUUCUGAGGAUAAAAUGGAAGGUGAGGAUGAUGAAGAUAACAAAGUAUAUGCUGUGGAUCCAGAAGAUGAAAAUGUCCAACGUCUAAAAAGUAUUUAUCAAGUUUAUUUGGAUAGGAAUGAAACUGUCAAACAAAACCAACAACAGAAUGUUAUGGAACCUAAAAAUGAUAUACUUCCAGAUUCAAAGAGUGCUGAAAUUAUGAAAACAGACGACCAUACUGGAGGUCCUGAAGCUAAUUUUGAUGUAGUUGAUAAUAUAGAAUUACGCGACAACUCAGAAAUUGAACACAGAAAAUCUCAAUCAAUCAACCAUUUAACUACUGGCAAUGAAGUAGAGUCAAUUGGUCAAGGAUCCUCAAUGCAUCAUAGGGCAGUUUCUUCAAUAUAUUCUGAACUUCCUACCCAUGCAGCUCGUCAAUCAGUUGUAAGAAACGAUAUUCAAGCUGCAAUGAGUAAUGAACCAUAUCCUAGCAACAUCCAGUAUGGAAAUGAACCUCAAAAUUAUGCACAAAAUAACAACAAUUUACAAUAUGUAGACCAGCAUCAACAAUUACAACAAGAACCAGUUUACAACCACCAUCCUCAAGCCGAAUAUUAUAACAAUUCUCAACCUCAACUAGGAGUUGCCGAACAGGGCUAUUACGUGCAACCAAAUCAGGCAUACCAAGCAUCAAUAUAUUCUCAACAACAACAACAGCAACAACCAAACAUGAUGUAUCAAAAUCCACAGGAAAUACAAUAUAAACAUCCACAGCAUCUGGAGAAUAUAUCAGAAUUACCAACACCAUCUAGAUUGGCACAUUCCGAAUCUGUCCAUUCUUUAACAUCAUUCAAUGGUAGAACCAAACCACAACAAUUUCCAAGAUUACAAGCUGCAAGAUUAAAUGGUUCAGCGCUGAAUCCAAUGGAUCAUCCAGAAAUGUUUUACAAGCAAAAUGAUGGUCAGUACACAAUGUAUCAACAAAAUGCUCAAGGAUUCACUAGUGCAGAAAAUAUCCAAAAUGUUACUCAACCACAUCAAUUGAGAGCAAGUAUAGUAAUGACUAAUCCAACUUCCCUAAGUUUACCUGCCAGUUAUAAACCAGCUGGUUCAUUUAGAAAUAUCAAUGCAUCUAACUCUAGAAAUAACAGUCUGACUGUCCAAAAUAAUCCAUACCAGCAACAGAUGGGUAAUUCCAGAGUUAGUGGGUUAUUAGAUUACAGUGAUGUGGUACAACCACCAGGCGUCAGUGGCAUUAUUCCACAUAGUAGUUCUCAUGAUGAUCUAAGAAAACAACUUGGUACUUCCAAUAAUUAUCAAAUGGAUUUAUAA
This is a messenger RNA of Vanderwaltozyma polyspora DSM 70294, 2256 nucleotides long. RefSeq names its product SKG-like transmembrane protein. The coding region runs from base 1 to 2256 and encodes 751 amino acids. The transcript has a single exon. The record is from RefSeq and is a predicted model, not a curated record. Lineage: Eukaryota; Fungi; Ascomycota; Saccharomycetes; Saccharomycetales; Saccharomycetaceae.